AUGGCCGACGAGCCAGCGAAGAAAGAGGUUCCCCUAAAGCAGGAGGAAGCUCCCAAAGCCGAAAUUGCAUCUGAUCCUGAGGAAGACGAUCUCUCAGAUCUUGAUGAUGUACUAGAAGAGUUCGCCAACACGAAACUUGACUCUAAACCCAAGGUGCCCGCCUCGGCCUCCGCAUCUACCGCUGCGCCAUCACUGCCCACGACUGGCCCUGCUAGGCCUGAUCCUGAAGAUUUGCUAGCAGCUGGAGAUGAUGACGAAUUUGCAAAACAGCUUCAGGCUGAGAUGGAGCAGCUUCUUGGACAGAAGGACUUUGCGAAGCAGUUUGAAGAAAUUAUGAAAGAGAUGGGCGAGGCUGGACCAGGAACGAUGGCAGAUGCCGAGAUAGGAGAGGGCUCUGCUACCCCUGGAACAUCAGCAAAAGCAGACCAGAACUUCCAGGAGACAAUACGAAGGACUAUGGAACGUAUGCAGAACUCUGGAGAUCAAGCGAGUGCAGCUGCUGCGUCAUCGGAUGGUGAUGAUAUACUCGCACAGAUGUUGAAGGAGAUGGAGAGUGGAGGCUUCGGUGGGGAGGGCAAUGAUGAGGAUUUCUCCAAAGUUUUGAUGGGCAUGAUGGAGCAGUUGACGAACAAGGAAGUCCUAUACGAGCCGAUGAAAGAGUUGGAUGACAAGUUCCCCAAGUGGAUGGAGGAUAACAAGGAUAAAGUGUCUGCGGAGGAUCUAAAGAGAUACCAAGAACAGCAGACAUUGGUUAAAGAGAUCACCGACCGAUUUGAUAGACCGGGGUAUUCGGACAAUAAUGCACAGGACAGAGAAUACAUUGUGGAGCGCAUGCAAAAGAUGCAAGCAGCAGGCUCUCCUCCACCCGAUUUAGUCGGUGACAUGAGUGCUGCUCAGGAAGCCUUGGGCGAAAUAGACCAGGGAUGCCCCACUCAAUAA
This is a messenger RNA of Aaosphaeria arxii CBS 175.79, 939 nucleotides long. Its product is annotated as Pex19-domain-containing protein. Gene Ontology annotation, biological process: protein import into peroxisome membrane. The coding region runs from base 1 to 939 and encodes 312 amino acids. The record is from RefSeq and is a predicted model, not a curated record. Lineage: Eukaryota; Fungi; Ascomycota; Dothideomycetes; Pleosporales. The transcript has 3 exons. Gene Ontology annotation, cellular component: peroxisomal membrane; peroxisome.